This is a messenger RNA of Ilyonectria robusta, 1724 nucleotides long. RefSeq names its product glycoside hydrolase superfamily. Gene Ontology annotation, molecular function: hydrolase activity, hydrolyzing O-glycosyl compounds. Gene Ontology annotation, biological process: carbohydrate metabolic process. The transcript has 5 exons. Bases 1 to 1638 code for a protein of 545 amino acids. The record is from RefSeq and is a predicted model, not a curated record. Lineage: Eukaryota; Fungi; Ascomycota; Sordariomycetes; Hypocreales; Nectriaceae.
AUGGCGAACUAUGCGUGGCUCCUAGUUGCGCUUCACGCCUUUGUGGCUGAUGCAGCUACGAAGCGGUCCCCAACUCCACCCAUGGGAUGGAAUAGUUAUAAUAAAUAUAGCUGUUCACCCACCGAGGAUAUCAUCAAGGAUAACGCACAAGGGCUUAUUGACCUCGGCCUGGCUGAUCUCGGCUAUCUUUCCGUCACCACAGAUUGUGGAUGGCCCGCAAAGGACCGGGACUCUGAAGGUAGGAUGCAAUGGAAUAAAGAUUUAUUCCCCUCCGGAGGCAAGGCUCUUGGCGAUUUCAUUCAUGGGCUUGGUCUGAAAUUUGGUCUUUACUCUGGCGCUGGAUACCUUCAAUGCGGCUCCACCGACUUGCCAGCAUCUCUUGGCUAUGAAGAGAUCGACGCAGAAUCCUUUGCUGAGUGGGGAGGUGACACCCUAAAGUACGACAAUUGCUAUUCCACUUCAAGCACCGUGAUGGUCGACUCCGACUCUGCCGAAGCGCAGUCGCCAGCUCGUUUUCAGAAGAUGGCAGCGUCCUUGGACCAAGUGGAUCGAGACAUAGCAUAUUACAUCUGCCAGUGGGGCAUUGGAUAUGACGUUGGCGAAUGGGCCUCUGCUAUUGGAAACUCUUGGAGAAUUAGCAACGAUAUCUACGGAGCCUGGCGUAGUAUCUGGCGUAUUACCAACGAAGCCCUUCGAUAUUACAAGGUCACAACAGUCGGGGCGUUCCCUGACUUGGAUAUGCUUCUCGUUGGUCUCGGUGCACUAUCUUAUGAAGAGGAACGUUUCCACUUUGGCAUGUGGGCAAUUCAUAAGUCUCCUUUGAUUCUUGGUGCUGUGAUGCACAGUGGAAACAUCCCCGCCGAAUCUUUCAAGACUUUGUCCAACAAGGAAGUCAUUGCAAUCAACCAGGACUCACUUGCCAAGCAAGCAGAGCUGAUUCUUCGCUCUACGGAAGAGGAAUGGGAUCUCUGGGCAGGCGAGCUGUCGGGAUCACGUAUGGUUGUCGGCAUUUCCAACUGGAGAAACAAUUCGCAGACUGUCGAAGUUGACCUGGGUCUUCUCGGGGUGGCGAAAGCUAAUGCCAGGGAUCCUUGGGCCGGCAGCGACAUUGGAUCUGUGUCUGGUGUGAAGACUGUCAAUUUGGCUGCACACGAGAUGAGGCUGUGGGUUUUGUCCAACAUCCAGAGCACCACGCCUCCUCAGUCUGCGGGAUACUACUCCGCUGUUGGUGCGACUCUCAAAGGUUCCGCCGCCCUCUCAAAGUGUAGCAGCAGUGAAUGUCUACCCACGAACCAAAAGGUUGUUAACCUUGGAUCUGGCGCGAGCGCGACCUUCAACUCGGUCAAGGCCACUGGCAGCGGUACAAAGCUUGUUGCAGUGGACUACAUCAACUACGAGUAUGCCUUCACUACAGCCUGGGGCUGGGGCUCCAACACUCGAAACAUGACAAUUUCCGUUAAUGGAGGGGCCGCAAAGAGGUGGGCGUUCCCAGUUUCUGGCGGCGACUGGUACGAGACUGGACGGAUGACAAUUGAGGUGGACGGCUUUGUGGAUGGAAAGGCGAAUAGUCUUACAUUUGUUGUUCAUACCGGAGAUCAGUGGGCUCCAGACCUGGUCGGACUGGAGAUUUUUGAAUAAGUUGCUUUGAAGACUGAUCUAGACUCUACGCAGCGGAAGUUGAGCGUGUUACAUAUUGGGAUGUCCUCUCUAAAGCUGCACUGAUG